This is a messenger RNA of Naegleria lovaniensis, 7104 nucleotides long. RefSeq lists its product as uncharacterized. The transcript has a single exon. Lineage: Eukaryota; Heterolobosea; Eutetramitea; Acrasida; Naegleriidae. Bases 1 to 7104 code for a protein of 2367 amino acids. The record is from RefSeq and is a predicted model, not a curated record. Gene Ontology annotation, molecular function: guanyl-nucleotide exchange factor activity; protein binding.
AUGGCACCUCUUCUCUACUUACUGUUGACCAUUGUUAUUGCAAGUAUUGGAGCCGUUUGGUUCUUCUUAAAGUCAUCUUCUUCAUCCAAGGAAAACAAACAAUCUUCGGAUAACGAUAAGAACAAACAACCAACCACCUCCUCUGACAACAAGAAAACUAGCAAAUCUACUAAAACAACAACCAUUGAUGAUCAUACUACUAGUAAGAAAGACUCUCAAAAAGAAGAGCCUCUAAGAAAUGACAUGGAUGACAAGAUAACGGAAAAUUUGUCCAACCAAAACGACCAACAACAAGUGUUGCACCAACAAUCAACGGGCACACAAAAUGAGAAUCAUCAACAAGAGGGUUCAAACAACAACAACAACCCAAGCACACAAAAGAUCAUUGAUUCAAACAACAAUGAUGUCGCUUCACAUAAUGCCAUCGAUACGACUUUAUCAACUCCGAUCCAACAAGAGCAACCGACGAAAGAAGAGGAACUCGAGCUCAUAAACAAGCAAUUGAACUCGAUUGAAAUUCUUCAAGCAUUGUGCAAUGGUGUCAUGGAACGAAACACACACCGAAAAGCAAUUUCCAUGUUAAAAGCAUGGUCUCAAUCAAAAACGGUUCGAAAUGCAAUGGUCACUAGUAAGAGACAACUUGUAAUCAUUCAAUCAUGGGCUCGAAGAUUGAAAGCUAAAAAAAGUUUCGAUCAUUCACAGAGUUCUGUGAAUACCAUUCAGGCUGCAUGGAGAUCCAAGUUUGAAACCGUUCAAAAAACAAAACAAGAAGAAAAGGUCAUUCGUAUUCAAAACAUGAUGAAAACCAAACAAGCGACAUUGGAAAUGAGAAAUGCUCUUGAAAAUAUUGUGAAAUGUCAAGCUCAAUUACGUGAACGAUUGACUCGAAAACAAUUGAGUAAGGAAUUGGAAAAUGUGGAAAAAAUUGAAGCUUUGGCCAAGAGACGAAUUGAGGAAUUGAAAAUUCACAAAGUUUUAAAUGCCACCACACGCGUACAAUCGCUUGCAAAACAAUCAUUGCAAGAAAAAAAGUUCCAUCAAAGUAUGGAGGAUAUUCACAUGUUGCAAUCACUUUUUCGAGCAGCUCUUGCUGAAAAGAAACAUGUACAAUAUUUAGAUUCUACAUUGAAAAUUCAAGCUCUCCUAUUGCGUCAACAACAAGUGAAUCAUUUUUCACAAUUGCGAAACCAUAUUAUUUUACUUCAAUGUGCUUGCGAAGCCAAGUUGAAAAGAAAUAAUAUUGAAGAACAAGCGAAAAGUGCAUUGACUAUUGAUGCUCUCUAUCAUGCAAAGCGAGAAUAUGAAAAGUUUUUGGCUCAAAAAGAGGCCAUUUCAAUGUUCCAACAAGCAUGUCGUGGACUUUUACAACGACAAUCGAUUCAAGAAUCUAAGGAGAGUCUUGCCAAGUUGCAAUCAUGGAUCAUUGGAAAGAUUGUACGAAAUACUCAGCAAGAACAACACGAGAAGAUUGUGAAAUUGACUGCUUGUGUGAAAUCUAGAUUGGAUCGUCAAGAUUUUAACCGUGCAAGAAAACAAGUCCUUGCUCUUCAAUCUUUGAUUCGAGCCAUUCUUGCAAAAGAAGCGACCGGUAAAAUGCAACAGGAGCAAACCAUAGUAGCCUCUCUCAUUCAAGCUAUGAAUCAGAAACGUUUGGUAUUUUCGAAUUUCAAUGCAAGCAAAUUCAAUUCGACAGUAAUUGGUGCAUGCUAUAGAGGAAUAUCUCAGAGAAAGGAAUUCGAAAAUUGUAUCCACAAGUCCAUUGUUCCAUUGCAAGCACUUGGUAGAAGAUUCUUAGACAUGAAGAAUAGAAACAAACUCGGAAACUUGAUGGAUCAAGUCUCACAAGUUCAAGCUCUUGUUAGAUCGAAAAAGUGUCGCCAAGAUGUUGAGCAUGAUAUCCAAAAGUUGCAAGUAAUCCAGGCAUUGAUCGUUGCCAAACGUGAACGGUCUUCUUUGCAUUCGAAAUUGUCACUCUUGAGCAUGCUGUCUUCCAAAUCAAGGGCUGAAUUGAACAGAAAACAAUUACAUAGUAAUUUCACACGUGUGAACUUUUUGAAUACUCUUUCAAGACGCUACAUUGAAAACAGAAAAUUUAAUAAUCUCAUGAAUUCUCUCACACUCUUACAAUCUCGCUCUCGUGCCUUCAUUGAACAACGGAAUUUGAAGACACAGAUCAUGAAAAUCCAAUUAUGCCAAGCUUUAUGUAUGGGAGGUCUUGGAAGAAAGAUUCUCCAAGAAGAGAAACAAUUAAUUAAGGAAAAUGAAUUGAAACAAGUCAUGGAAAGCACCACACAGUUACAAGCAUUCAUUCGAGCACAAGUUGUGAAGCGUCAACAAAGACAUGAAUUACAACGUGUAAUUUCCUUGCAAUCUUUGUUGCACGGACUUGUUGCAAGAAAGUAUUUACAAGGUCAACAUGAACUGUCCACAGCAAUUCAAUCCCAGUACAGAGCCAUGCAAAGUCGUCACAAUUCCGUCAAGGCUCUCACAUUUGUCACACAUUUACAAUGCAAUGGCCGUAGAUGCGUUCAAGAGAAGCAUGUCAACAAGAGUCGUGAAAGAACCAUCACUGUUCAAGCUAUGGUAAGACAUUAUUUGUGUUCUAAAACUAUGAAUGCAAAUAUGAAGGCUGUAGAAUGUGUUCAAGCAAGAGGCAAGAGUGUAUUGACACAAAAACAAUUACAACAAUCUCUUCAAAGACUUGUCACUUUGCAAUGUCUAAUGAGAUGCUUCAAAAACAAACACAAUCAAAUGCAAAAAUUGAAUCGAGCACGAGUAUUAAGUUCUCUGAUUAGAGCCCAUCUCUCACGCCAACAAUUGAACUUGGAAUUGAGAGACCUUGUUCAAAUUCAAGCACUGAUUCGAAGCCAUGUGCUGCAACAAGAACAACGAACAUGCAAUUCUACCACUCGAAUGGCACAAGCAAUGAUUCGUGGAAUUCAAGAAAGACGUUCACAACGUAGGAGCAAAGAAUCCAUCGAUCUCAUUCAAGCACUCGCAAGAAGAUACAUUGCUCAAACAGAGUUGACUCAUUGUGUGUCACAAUUAUCAAAAUUGACAUCCAAGUUAAUGUCUACCCAUUGCAGAAUACUCAUGACUCGAGAAUUGCAAGACAUUUCAAUGAUGCAAUCAUUGGCAAGAUCCACAAAAUUACGAAUUGAAAAACAACACCAAAUGGACCAAAUUACUCAACUUCAAUCAAGAGCAAGACAAGAAAUGAGCUCUAAACAUUUACUUGUCUCACUUCAAGCCAUUCAUACCAUACAAUCUGCAUUCCGUGCGAAACAACAACGAGAUCAUCAUUCCAAACUCCAAACACUCGUUCAAUGUGUGCGCGCAUGCUUCAUUUCUACUCAAUCUCGUCAACAAUUCAAGCAAUCUCUUGAACAUAUUGUUUCCAUGCAAUGCCUCCUUCGACGACACCAUUCUUCUCAAAUCCAAUCAAACAAGAUGUUGACACAAUUUGUGACCUUACAAUCGCUCCUACGUGGCAGUCAUGAUCGAAUUCAAUCUCGCCACACCAUGUACGCUCUUUCACAAGUUCAAAGUAUUCUCAAAGGAACACUUUCUCAACACAACUACUGGAGUGAUUGGCAACGAGUAUUCCUUCUUCAAGCUCGUCUUCAAUCAUUGAAAUGUCAAAGAAAAUUCCAUGCACUCAAAGAACGAGCAUCCUAUUUCCAAGAACGAGUCGAUCAAGUGUCUCUCUUACAAGGUUUCAUUCGAGGAUUUUUAUAUCGAAGAGAUGAUUUAUUAUAUGUGAGUAGCAGACAUAAGAAUGCUGCUGGUUCGAGUGUGAUGGUUCCAUCGACUUCGGAUAUUUUACGUCAACUCUAUGACGAAGAAGAAGAAGAAGAAUAUUAUGAAGAAGCACAUUCGGAUGAAGAAGAACUUGAUGGUCAAGAUUUGGAACAUUUAUCAAUUUCACAGAAUGAACCACAGGACGACCAUUCUUCAACUGUUCUCACUGAACACACUCAACACGAUGAUCAUGCCAUUUUAACAAAUAAUCAUCACCAUCUUGAAGAGACACAUCCAACCUUAGAAGAAUCACAAACAUCCAAUGCCAUGUCCAGCAUUGUUGGAGAUUCUCAUCAAGCAAAGAAUGGAGAGGAUGAUGGUCUUCAUCUCAACAUGCCCUCCACGAGCAGUAAUGUUUUGUCCUCUUCGAUGGAAUCUACUCCUUCAGUUCUCACUUCAAGUACCAAUCAUUUCCACAAAAAGUCUCAAUCCAUUACUUCUGUCUUCCCCACGAAACUACAAGGAGAUCAAAACACUUCCACAGGCAAUAAGAAUCAACAAGCACCUCAUCAGAGAAGAGACCGAAGAAAUUCUGCAUUCCUCAACUUGAAUGCAAAACCAAUUCAAAAAAGAAGUCAAGUUCACAAACUCAUUGAUGAAUGUAUUCGAAACAAAUCUUCAACAUUGGACAUCUCUGGUUUGGAUUUAGAUACCAUUCCAUAUGCUGCUAUUGAUUGCAAACAUGUGACAUCCUUACGAGUUGCAAAUAAUAACUUGGCAACCUUACCUUCUUGGUUUUCUGAAACAUUUAAAAACGUUACUGAUUUAGAUCUUCAUGGAAAUCAGCUGUAUGAGCUACCCAUUGAUUUAGCACAGUUACCUCUUCGUAAAAUUAACAUUAGUCAAAACAAGUUUGAAUUUAUACCUCAACAAAUUGUGGAAAUGAAAUCUAUAGAAAAGAUGGACCUCAGUGGAAAUGUAUUAUUGAGCUUACCUACAACCAUUAGUCAUUUGGAAAAAAUUGAAGAGUUGAAUAUUUCUGAAAAUUGUUUAAUGACUCUUCCUGAAGAUAUGAAAGAAUUGAAAAGUCUCAAAUUUUUCAAAUAUGACAACAAUCCCUAUUUACAAUCAGAAAUUUCAAGAAUUGCUGAAAUUGCCUCUGCCAUUACCGGUGAGAAGAGUAAGACCAUUGUUCAAAAAUUGAGAAAUACUGACACCUUGGGAUAUAAGGAAAUUGUCACAAAACCAAAAGACAAUGUGUAUCUUGAUCCUUAUGGCGAUUUGACAGAUUUAUCCGAUGCCACUGAAAUGUACAAUGAUGAAGAGCAAGAAUCUGACUAUACCAUGGCUGAGGAAGGUAAUCUCUCUCCAAGAGGAAAUAAUCAAUCACUGGCAAACAUGUCAGCAUCUUUGGACACACCAACCACUCCACCCACUCGAAUCAAUCAUCAUUCUGAUCGAAACGAUCAAUUAGAUUCUGCAAUUUCCUCUCAAUUGACUGUUCCUUCGACCAACGAUCAAACCAUCUCGGAUACAGAUUCUGAAGAUUUGAGUACAACACCUCCAAAAUAUGUUCCACAAAUUGCCAUUCCAAAAAUUACAUUGGAUGCAAUUCAGAAUCAAUCGUUGGAUUCUCCUGGAACGAACUCUGCUGAAAUUUCUCCUCAAUCUGUGCCAUCGUAUGAAGAUUCACAGAAACGAGUCUUUGGAGUGUUGUCAAAGGAGGGAAAUGAAAGAACUUACUCGGAAGUGGUUCAUAUGGAUCAACCCUUAUUCCAUGAUCAUAUGGCCAAUUCACACAAAAAGAAGAAGAAUCGACCCAAAUCGACCUCAUAUCAAAAACGAUCGAGUGUUGAAGAUUUAGAUGAAGAAUUAUCAGAUCACCAAGAUGUUGACAAUGAAGAAGACGAAUUAUUGGAUGAACACGAAAGAGAAUUGAAAGAAGCAAAGAAAAUUAAGGAAAGAAUUAACAUGGUUCUUGAAAUUUUAGAAAGUGAACGAAAAUAUGUGAAAUAUUUGGACGUGUUGUGGGAUUUGUUCUAUGAUCCGAUUGUGAAUAAUCAUUUUCCACAUGAUAAGGUGAAAACUCCUGAUGAAUCAGAGCGUCUUGUUCCCAAAUCUAUUGCUAAAUCAUUUUUCCCUCAUGAUUUACUCACGAUCAAGACGUUUAACAAGAAUUUCCUUUCCAAAUUGGAAGAACGAUUCAAAAUUUAUAGAGAUGAUCCUACGAAAAUCUAUGACAUGAUUAUUGGUGACAUGUUUAUCAAAAUUUCACCAUUUUUCAAAAUUUAUACUUCCUAUCUCAGUUCUUAUGAAAGUUGCAUGACCAAAAUUAGAGAUUAUCGACAACAUGAUACUCGAUUUGACAAGUGGCUUGACAAACGCAAAAUGCAUCCAAAAGCAGCUGGUUUAGAAAUUGGUUCUUUCAUGAUCAUGCCUGUACAAAGAAUUCCACGUUAUUUACUCUUAUUGACCAAUCUUUUCAAAAACACACCUGAAAAUCAUGGCGAUUAUUCAAAUUUAAUGAGCGCCAUUGAAACUGUGAGUGAAUCUGCAUCGACACAAAAUUCCAAAAUUAAGGAAACCAAUAAUAGAAUUAAGGUCUAUCAAUUAUCUAAACUCAUGAAUUUGAGUGAUUUGGUACAACCUCAUCGACGAUUGGUUCGUGAAGGAGAAGUCAUCUUUGGUGACAAUCCACGAAUUGAAUGGAAAAUGUAUCUCUUCAAUGACUUGAUUUUAUUUAGAGAAAAGAAGAGACAAAAGACAAAGGUUUCAAAAAUUGUUAAAGCAUACUCUCUAUUAGAUGCUUACAUUAGUGGAGGUGGACAAAAUCGAUUGACCAUGGUUUUAACCAAUGCAGACACGAAUCGAAGAACUGAAAAGGAAAUUUUCUUUUCUUCACUCGAAGUGAAAAUGGAAUGGGUCGUUGAAAUUGAAAAAGCUCUCGAAGAAGUGAAUGAAAAGAGAGAAUUCAUGUCGAAAGGAUCGAAAUCAGUCGUGAGAACGAGUGGUCGAGCUGGAAGAAUUUUCAGAGCUCUCAAAUCUCCAAAACGAGAUUCUCCACACAUGCACACUUCGAGUUCCAUGUCUGAACUCAGUCGAAGUAAUUCCACCAUAUCUGCCUCUUCGAAUCUUAGUUUGAUUUCAACUCCGACAGGUUCUUCAAUGUCAACUGGAAAUUUAAUAUCGACACCUCAAACUCCAUCAGCAUCUUCGUCGUCCUUGUCCAGUUCGGUAUCUUCCUUAUCAUCGUCCUCGCAAACACCAACAACCAAAUCAAAGAAGAAAUCAAUUUUAGGAAAAUUAUUUGGAGGAUUAAAGAAGAAAGCAAAAGAGGGUAAAGAAAAAGAUGUUAAGGAAUAA